Oryctolagus cuniculus (rabbit) is the source of this 4079-nucleotide messenger RNA. The record is from RefSeq and is a predicted model, not a curated record. Lineage: Eukaryota; Metazoa; Chordata; Mammalia; Lagomorpha; Leporidae.
AAGAACACUAAAAUUAUACUCCUUUCCUUCCUACAUUUUGAAUUUUUGAUGUCUACUUUUAAAUCUAUAUUAUCUAUUAUUUUUAGUGGAAUUAUUAUUCUUAAUUCUUUUGCUUGUUAUUCUUCAUACUAAACAUAUGGAUUGUGGAUGUCCUUGUUUACAAUAUGGGAGCAUUCUGAAUUUGUGUAUUUAGUGACUUGUACCAGUGAGUUUUCCACAUUCUAAUAUUUUUUCUUACUCAUUAGCAUCUCUUUCUUCCAGUUUAAAAAACUUCCUUUCUUGUAGGACAGAUCUAUAAGACAAUAACCUCUCUCACCUCUUGUUUUUCAGAGAAUAACAUUAUCUGUCCUCCAUAACAGAAUGAUAACUUUGCUAGAUCCAAUAUCCCUGGUCAGCAGGUUCUCCAAGAACAUUGUGAGAAUCACAUCUCUUUUCGUGCCAUCUGUAAAUCCUGCCCUAUCACUCUAGAAGUGAACUGGGACAGUCUGGUGUGUCAUUCACUUCCUUUCUCUUGCAAUGUUGAGACUCAUCUUUUCCCUGGAGACAAAUUUGAUUUUAAUACAUCCCGGGAUGGACUUGGUUGAAUCAAAUCUAAUUGGUGACCCCAUGCCUUCCUGUCACUUGGAUCACUGUACCUUUCUGCAGACUUCAGGAUGGUUCUGUAUUAUCUAGUUGUGUGUACUGACUACCAAUUUAAUAUUCUCAGUUCCUCUUGACCCACAAUAAUGUAGAUAUGUUUGUUUGUUUUUAUUGUUUGAAGGUAGAGAGAUCUUUUAUCAGCUGGUCCACUCUGCAGAUGCCCACACAGCUGGAGCUGAGACAAGUGAAAGCCAGGAGCCCAGAGCUCAAUCCAGCUCUCUGCUAUGGCCUGGGAAAGCAGUAGAAGAUGGGGCAAAUCCUUGAGCCCCAGCACCUGCAUGGGAGACCUGGAAGAAGUUCCUGAUUCAUGGCUUCGGAUCGGCACAGCCCCACCAUUGCAACCAUUUGUCCUGUUCCUGGUGCUGAGCCAGAUGCCAAGUACCACGCCACCAAUGCCAAAAUGGCAAUCACUGCUGGAGCCCAAGACCCAUGCUUCCGGUCCUGAAGUGGACUCACUUCCAUCAUCCAUCAGUGAUGCUGUUUGGAAUAACACUCUGCUGGGCAGCCUUGUGGUCUUCGCCAGCCUCUUGGUGUUGUGCAACACGCAGUGCUAUGUCGAACUCUAUGACAAGAACCCGGAGGAUCCCCCUGAUGAAUGCAGGGACCUUGAUGGAGUCACACACAAGCUGAACGUGGAGUGGAAGACUGAGAACUGUUACACAUGUAGUUGUGAUGAGACUGGAAUUCAUUGCUGCAACACUGCUGCCAUCCCCGGAGGUUUUGAUACCACAAAGUGCAAGACGAUCUUCCACAAGAACACUUGCAGCUACUCCGUGGUGGAGCUGGAGAACCCGGACAAGGAAUGUCCAGUCAGCUCGUGGAUCCUGUGAAGAGCUAGCGGCCCCAGGUCCUCCCGCGGGCCCGGACAGCCCGAUGUACAGCCCUGCUUAUCAGUAAAGCAUGUGUGGAGCAAUCACUCGGCUGUGUAUGCAUUGAUUGCGCAUUUUAAAGCAUGUGAACUGAAGAGAAGAAAAGUGGAAUAAAGGUUAUGCCCAUGUGCCCGCACCCAGCGUCCCCCGUCCCAGCGCCGGGCCACCCCUGUGGUUUCUGCCUGCGGCCUGCUCUCUGCUGGGCAAUGAACACAGUCUAUGAGUCUUUGGGAUGAGAUGGAUCCUUUCCCUGUUUGGGGGUGUUUGUGUUUAUCCUCCCUUCCCCUUCAUGGGCGAGGGGCCUCUCUCUCUGCUGUGGCUCCCCACGAGCUGCUGUGUUUGCCUGAGGAUAGAACAGGUCAGAGCAAGGCAGCCGGGAGAAGUGUCCAAGUCCUGGUACAGCACAGGGUUAAAGAGGCCAAGGCUGAGAGGGCGUGGCCUGAGGGAGCCAGGGCUGAUGGGUUGUGGCCUGGGGAAGCCUGGGCUGAGGACCUGGCCUGGGGCAGCCAGGGCUGAAGGGGUGUGGCCUAGGAGCAGCUGGGGCUGAGGGGCAUGGCCUGAGGAGUGAGGGCUGAAGGGCGUGGCCUGGGGCAGCCAGCUCCCCUCCCAGACCACUGAAAACAGUGACUUAAAAAUGCACUGUCAACUUCUGUUCAGCUGGGCCAGGCAGUGAAGGGGCACUGGCUGGGUAUACGUGACAGGUCACCAACAAGCCACUGGCCAUCGGCCUCACAGCGUGUGGGCAGCUGAUAAAGAGCAUUCUCUCCCCUCUGGCCCGGCCCCAUCUAUGCAAACAGGCCACGUGGACGCGCUGAGCAGUGCAGCCGGGCCCCUCGGCGUCUUUGUCCACUCUAGAUCGUGACUUCAGUUAUGUCCAAGCCUUCCUGCAAACUCCGCGCCUGCGUCACGGGCAUAGCCGUGGGCUUCUGGAACAUUCCCCUACUGAGCCCCUCUCCACAGCUCACCUUCUGUAUCCCUGCCGGUGCCUCCGCCACUUUCUACUCGGGCUGCCUUGCCCCUUGUUGAGUGGGACCCAUAAGACCCCCUUUGGGGGCCGUCAUUGUGGUGUGCCGGUUCGAGUCCCAGCUGCCCCACUUCCUAUCCAGCUCUCUGCUAUGUCCUGGGGAAGCAGUAGAAAAUGAUCCAAGUCCAUGGGCCCCUGCACCCACUAGGGGGACCCAGAAGCUCCAGGCUCCUGGCUUCAUCCUGGCUCAGCCUUAGCCAUUGAAGCCAUUUGGGUAGUGAACCCGCAGGUGGUGGACCUCUCUCUCUCUCUCUCUCUCUCUGUAACUCUGCCUUUCAAAUAAAUGAAUUAAUUGUUUUAAAGCUCCUAUUACGAUAUUCCACUUGGCUGGGAAAAGUGGAAGCAGUUGUCAGUGAGUGUGGAGCCCCCUCAGGCAUCUGGCUACAAACACACUCAGAAUCCCAACGUGGUAACGCGACCCUGGGAAGCUGGUGUGAGGAGGCACCACAGGGCAGGCAGGGUGUGCAAGAUGGCCCUUAGGGAGCAGCUAAGUGUGCCUUGGGAGUGGUUCCAGGGAGUUGGAAUCUGGGUUGACAUUAGCUAUUUACCCUAUGCCCUUAUAACAAUGGGAAGAGGUUUCACUUGAGUCUUUCCAGGGAUCGCUCCUCAGUCUGUGUGUAUACCGGCCCGAAAUGUCAAACCCUGGACCCCAGUCUCCAAAGGCCGACCCUCUAACAGCCAACCUGAGCACCUUUCCCUAAACAAGCCACCCAUGAAGAGACAAGGAAGAGGCCUGCCUCCUCCCAACAUCGGGUGACAUGGAGGACCUCAAGGGUCUGGUGGACCAAGCCCAACACCUGUCCCUGACCCCUAGUCCAAUGGGCCCGCUGCUGGUGGUGCUGAUCUGUGCAGCCCUGAUGUUAAACUCAGGCCGCCGGUUACCAGGCUGGGUUCCAGGAUGGGCCCAGUGAUUUGGCUUUCUGUCCGGGCACACAGUAACUGGACUGGACCCUGGGACCAGCCCUUCAAGGAUGCAGUCAGGCAGCUGGUAGAGCAGACUAAGAGGACCCUUCGACUGAUCAUCGCUCUGUUAUACCCAUUGUCGCUGCGGUAGCUGGUGCGGCUGUCGCCAUCGUUUCCCUCGUCCAAAGUGUUCAAACAGCUGACUGGUGAACAACGUCACUCAGCUAACGGCCACUCCCCUGUUUACCCAAAACCAAGCCACCAGUCAGAUCAAAACAGCGAUCCUGGCCUUGGAACAGGGGUUGGAUUCACAUCAGAAACAGAUUGAACUGCUUUGGCAGACCAUGCACCCCCAGUGUGACGUUGGCUUCACAGAUGGUUCUGUCGCCAGCGUGCCUGUCUUAGACUGGGAAACUUGGUCUCAUACCUUGUCAGCCUGUAUUGGGGCUCUUGGAUGGGCAGUUUUCUCAGGCGCUCUUCAGUUUAACCCAACAAAUUCUAAAGCUUGACGCUACCCACAUUUCUGCCCUGGUAGUCACCACCUUUACAUAGGGCCUGGGUGAUAACUGGUGGGGACCCGUGAAGUUUUGCUUACAUCCCAACAUGUCGAUUAUUGCAGAAGGGGGCAAUAAAAAAAGUCUCAA